GCGUGCGCUCCGCUCUGCCGGCGCCAAGAGCGGUCAUCGAAGGACCGAACUACCGCCCAGCUGAGGACGCGCAGGGUCUGACGAUCGGAGGUCGCCUGGAGCCCUCGGCAAGCACUGAGCCCGGAGGGAGGCCGAGGAAACCUAGGGUCUGAAGCCGGGAGCCAAGAGCUGCGAGUCCAGAGGAGCGCGAGCCCGAGCGCUCCCGGGGCAGCGCGAUCUGGGUCCGGCGCCUCCAGGCUGGACGGCGCCCCGCAGCCCUCCCGCGCCCUCCCUCGGGCGCCUCCUCCUCCGACCUCGCCUGCCACACGCCCACUCUCGCCCGGACUUCUAGCCGCUGAGGUGCAAGACAGAGCUGCGAACCGCGCGCGCCCACCAUGCGCCUCAACAGCUCGGCGCCGGGCAUGCCGGGCGCGCCGGCCGCCGACCCCUUUCCCCAGCCGCGGACAGGGUUGGAGGUGGCGCUGCUGACCCCAGGCUUCGGCAACCGGUCGGACAACGGGUCGGAGAGCGACCUCGCGGCGCCCAGCAGCGACCUGGACGUGAACACCGAUAUCUACUCCAAGGUGCUUGUGACCGCUGUGUACCUGGCGCUCUUCGUGUUGGGCACGGUGGGCAACUCGGUGACAGUGUUCACGCUGGCACGCAAGAAGUCGCUGCAGGGCCUGCAGAGCACGGUGCACUACCACCUGGGCAGCCUGGCCCUGUCGGACCUCCUCAUCUUGCUGCUAGCCCUGCCCGUGGAGCUCUACAACUUCAUCUGGGUGCACCACCCCUGGGCCUUCGGCGACGCCGGCUGCCGCGGCUACUACUUCCUGCGCGACGCCUGCACCUAUGCCACGGCCCUCAACGUGGCCAGCCUGAGCGUGGAGCGCUACCUGGCCAUCUGCCACCCCUUCAAGGCCAAGACCCUGAUGUCCUGCAGCCGCACCAAGAAGUUCAUCAGCGCCAUCUGGCUGGCCUCGGGCCUGCUGGCAGUGCCCAUGCUGUUCACCAUGGGCCAGCAGAACCGCAGCGCCGACGGCCAGCACCCCGGUGGCCUGGUGUGCACGCCCACCGUGGGCACAGCCACCGUCAAGGCCGUCAUACAGGUCAGCACCUUCAUGUCCUUCGUGUUCCCCAUGGUGGUCAUCUCAGUCCUGAACACCAUCAUUGCCAACAAGCUGACCGUCAUGGUCCACCAGGCAGCAGAGCAGGGACGGGUAUGCACAGUUGGGGACCAGCACGGCACGUUCAGCAUGUCCAUCGAGCCUGGCAGGGUACAGGCCCUGCGGCACGGUGUCCGGGUCUUACGUGCCGUGGUCAUCGCCUUCGUGGUCUGCUGGCUGCCUUACCACAUCCGGCGCCUCAUGUUCUGCUACAUUUCAGACAAGCAGUGGACUCCGUUCCUCUAUGACUCCUACCACUAUUUCUACAUGAUGACCAACGCACUCUUCUACGUCAGCUCCACCGUCAACCCCAUCCUGUACAACCUCGUCUCCGCCAACUUCCGCCAGAUCUUUCUGUCUACCCUGGCCUGCCUCUGCCCCGUGUGGCGGCACAGGAAGAGGCGGCCAGCGUUCUCAAGGAAGGCCAACAGCGUGUCCAGCAACCACACCUUCUCCAGCAACACCACCCGAGAGACACUGUACUAGGGCCCGGCCUUAUGACGCUCAGUGUCCUCAGCCUCAAUGGGGGUCAGCUGGGACCAGCCUGGGUUGUGGUCUGAAGCCUGGGAACCCUCACUGUGCCCCAGAGGCCUCUUUCUCUCCAGCUUUCCUUUGCCUCUCCCCACCCCCACCACUCUUUGAAAGCCGGAACAGGAGAUUGCUCCCUCCCAGUUGCAGCCGGGCUUCUAACAAGGAGAAAUUAGUGUGCAGCGACAGGCAAUGUCUUUGUUCCCAGCCUAAUGGAUCUUUAAAGAGAAGAAAAUGAAAGGCCCUCGGGCGGCUGGGCUGUUGUUGGUGAGGGCACCUCUGAUGUCCCUGCUGGUGGGAACUCAGCUGUUCUGCCCGCUCUGUCCCACCCCAUGAAGGAAUGAGGAGAGGGCUGCUGGGCUGGCGGCACAUCCCAGCUCUACCUAGCAAGUUCAGGGUAAGGCCAGCCCCAGGUUCGGCAGGCACCAAGGCUUUCAGCCUUGUACCCAGGCCCUUCCGUGGAGGACAGGGCUCUGCCUUCCCUAAGGCAACUCCGAGGAAGCCUCUGAUUCUGUCCUUCAGGUGUGGCCCCACUCAGUGCCCACUGCUGGGGGUGGAAAAUCCACCCCAGCACCCUGGCCCCAGACAACCGAGGCCAACAGAGGGGACCAGGUUCCACACACCCAAGAGGGAUACACAGGGGCUGGCCUCAACUUGCCCCACCCCAGCCUCUCCUACCCUGUCCUCCCUAGGGACACCACCAGGGGGGCAACCUGAGCCUCUCAGGCUCAGCACAGGGGACUCCAGGUUGAUGGCAGUGCUACCCUGCUGCCCAGGUGGCCUUGGAUGAGCACCCUGUGAGCCCUCACUGUGGUGCAGGCUGAGGUCCAGAGCCAGGCUCCCCACCAGCUUCAGAGUGGGUGCCCUGAGAAGUUGUCUGGUCCCUGAACAAGAUGACAGGUCCCAGGGACUUUGGCCAAAGGUAAGAAGGGAGCUGUGUGACCAGGCACCAGCUAGCCAGCAGCAUCAGGCCAAGGCAGACUCAUUUAUCACCAGGCAGCAGGCAGCUGCCUGGGCCCGGGCGCCAGGAAGGGGAGGUGCCUCCAUGGCUUCCAAACAGAGCAGGACCAGCCGGCUCUGGACUCCAGAAAGUGGUUGCCUAAGCCCCAGAGAGCAGGCCCCCCAAGCCUGGGAGGUAAUUCAGCCCCUCUGAAAGCAGGCUGUGAGUCCUGGAGCAGCAUUUGCCCAGAAGGGAAGUGGGUGAGCUGCCCAUGUGGGUAGCAUGGAUUUGGGACUCAGGAGACCCAGUCCUAAGCAGAGAUUAGCCACUUGGUUCUCUCCAGACUCAGUUUCCCCAUCUGUGAAAUGGUGAGCUGAGUGCUGCCAUCUCUGUGGUCACUCUGAAACCCCUCCAAGCUGCAGGAUGCUUCAGUUCCUUGAGGGCAGGGUGGUGUCAGGCCCAAGUGUCAAGCUUCCUAGCAACUGUCACCUCCCACAAGUGGAGUCAUCAGGCCCGGGAGUCCCCUGGGUACCAGAGGAUCACUGAGCCCAAGGAGACAUGCAGGCCAGGAGGCCUUUCUUCACCCUACAGCUCCCCCUUGGGGGAUCUGCUCUGGGAGAGGAGCUGCCCAAAGGAACCAGAGCUCAGCACAGCCCCAGGCCUGCUCAGUGAGCGGCUCAGAGUGUAGCCAGUUCUAAGGCCCCUGAGACUGGACACAGGCUUCUGAAUGAGACCUUGGACACGGGGUCAGACAGUCCAGGCUCUAUCCCUCUGUGGCGUUCCAGGAUCUUGGGCAUCCUACAUUUCUCUGAGCCUCAGUUUCCCCAUCUAAGGAAUAGGCAUGGGCAUUGUACCCUUUCAGUAUGACUGUCCCGGAGGACCCAGGCCAGAGUGGACAGAAGGAACCCUAAGAUGGACACAGAGUCAAUGCCCCUCGAGCCAGGCCCUUUGUGGACAUAGGCGGCGUCUGCCCGGUGAAGUCUAUGGCUGAAGCCUAAAGCCACUUAAUGGUGUAAUUUUUAUGUCCCCAUCUGUGCACUCGGUGUCUGCAGGGACAUGUGUCCACACACCCUGGACGAACCCCUGUGACCCCCCCCACAUCCAGUGCUAUUACCUCCUGGGCACGUCAUGAUGUGACUGUGGAAGCCAGCCAAGUGCCAUGAAUGUGGCAGUGGCAGAGUCCAGAGUCCCUGUGACUGCCCAGUAGUGACAGCGAAGCCCCUCCCCAGCCCAAAUGCCUGCAGGGAUGCACCUGCCCCACCCCUGCCACGCUGCAGAUGACAACAAGCCCCUGUGUCUCUCAA
This is a messenger RNA of Nycticebus coucang (slow loris), 3917 nucleotides long. It is a transcript of the gene NTSR1, whose product is annotated as neurotensin receptor 1. The record is from RefSeq and is a predicted model, not a curated record. Lineage: Eukaryota; Metazoa; Chordata; Mammalia; Primates; Lorisidae. Gene Ontology annotation, biological process: neuropeptide signaling pathway. Gene Ontology annotation, cellular component: plasma membrane. The coding region runs from base 375 to 1631 and encodes 418 amino acids. The transcript is spliced from 4 exons. Gene Ontology annotation, molecular function: G protein-coupled neurotensin receptor activity.